Molecule: messenger RNA, 717 nt
Organism: Arvicola amphibius (Eurasian water vole)
Lineage: Eukaryota; Metazoa; Chordata; Mammalia; Rodentia; Cricetidae
Gene: Rbm11
Product: RNA binding motif protein 11
Exons: 5
Coding region: 1-717 (238 amino acids)
Biological process (GO): regulation of alternative mRNA splicing, via spliceosome
Cellular component (GO): nucleus
Molecular function (GO): single-stranded RNA binding
Source: RefSeq, a predicted model, not a curated record
AUGUUCCCGGCUCAGGAGGAGGCUGACAGGACCGUGUUUGUGGGCAAUUUAGAGGCCCGAGUACGGGAAGAGAUUCUUUACGAGCUAUUCCUUCAGGCUGGGCCACUAACCAAAGUAACUCUUUGCAAAGACAGAGAUGGGAAGCCAAAGUCCUUUGGCUUCGUCUGCUUCAAACAUCCUGAAUCUGUGUCUUAUGCCAUAGCUUUGCUGAAUGGAAUUCGUUUGUAUGGAAGACCAAUUAAUGUGCAAUAUCGAUUUGGCAGUUCUCGCUCUUCUGAACCAGCUAGCCAAAGUUUUGAGAGCUGUGUUAAGAUAAAUUCACACAGCUUCAGGAAUGAAGAAAUGAUGGGCAGAUCUUCGUUUCCCAUGCAGUUUUUCCCAAUUGCAAACACUGCUUUACCCCAAGAAUAUUUUUUCUUUCCAAAAAUGCCCUGGCACACACACAGUCCAAUGAUGCAGCCUCCUUUCUAUGACAUGACAGCUUCACUUCCCAGCAAUGCAUCUGGGUCCUGCUCCUUAAACAAUGCCUCAAACCUUGAAGCUGGACCCUGCUCCUAUGAAUGGACUCACCAGCAGCCAAGUGAGCCUGACCUUUAUCAUAGGGGCCAACGAAAGAGGCAAAGGCAAGCCAGUGACUCUGGCAGUAGUUCGGAAGACCAGAGAGGGAAUGAAGGUAGCCAAAAAUGCCGGAAAUGCAAGAGGAAGAAGAAAUACUAG